Molecule: messenger RNA, 1959 nt
Organism: Lobosporangium transversale
Lineage: Eukaryota; Fungi; Mortierellomycota; Mortierellomycetes; Mortierellales; Mortierellaceae
Product: coth protein-domain-containing protein
Exons: 2
Coding region: 271-1929 (552 amino acids)
Source: RefSeq, a predicted model, not a curated record
GUGUGUAGAAGGAAAGAGCGCCGUGUCCUCAAGAUCAUUGUAGACUUCCACAAUAAAAGGCUUCAUACAACCCACAAAGUUUUUGUUUUUUUCUUCAUCGCAACGAUCUCAUCACUUAAAGAACCUUUCCUUCUCCCUCCCUCUCUGCCUCCCUCUAACACCCGCCCUUUCCCUUCCCUUCUGUCUCGAACCGACCGUCUCCACUACCCUCUCCCUCCACACAAACAUUACGCCCCACACACGCUUGCAGCACUAAUAACAACCUUCCUCAUGCGUAUCUAUACUCUUUCUGGCCUUUUGGCUCUUGCUUCAUUCACAUUUGCGGAUGUGACAUAUAAAGUUGUUGGAUUUCCUGACACUCCUGAUGGUUAUUUCGGUGUCUUGAUCAAUGGUGUACUCACCCCAUUGACAACCACUCCCGAGACCUUCCCUCUCUGGACUGGAACUGUCGUGGGUGCCAAGGCCUAUUCGGGCUAUCGUUACCUCAAGCUCUCACCAAAGGGCGAUAUCAUCCAACGUGAAAAGUUCUUGCGAGUCUUCCAAAACAAGAAGGCGAUCUCAACCGAGAACGAGUUCUUCUUGCGUGAAGUGACCAGGACUGCCCUGCCCUCGCUCCCUCAAGUCUAUAAAGAUAGCCGCCCCAAGCCUUCUAAAGCCUUUGAUGAAACCCAGAUUGCGACCAUUAAUUUAACACCUGAUCCUGCAGCUUUCGCAGACAUGGUUGCAAAUCCUCUUGAUGAGGAACGUAAGGCUAUCAAGGCCGGCUUCCGCUUCAUCAGCGCUGACACCGUUUACAGCGCCGGAGAGAUCAAGCUGAAGGUCUCGGGCCACGGCUCUCGAAAGUUCAAGAAGCUGUCCCUUCGUGUCAAAUUCGACGACGACAAGGGCGAGACCUUCUUUGAUCGCCCCAUCAUCAAGUUGCGUGCCCAGUCUUUUGAUCCUACCAUGAUCCGCGAAAAGCUGUAUAUCGAUAACUUGAACUCCAUCGGUGUCAAAACUACUCAGGGAGCCUGGGUCCGCGUCUUUGUCAACGGAAAGCCCUACGGAUUCUAUCUGAUGGCCGAGGAUAUUGAGCCCCCAUACUUGAGAACUACCGUUCACGGCGGUGCCGAUGUACCCGAGUUUGGUUCGCUCUACCAAAUGGGCUCCCAUGUUCUCGGUCUCGAGGCCACAUUGCAGUACCAGGGCCCCAAGACUGCCGAUUACCACCCUGAGAUCUACGAGAACAAGGAAUUGGGCGCCAACACGAAGGAAGAGCCCAUGGCCCAGUUGAUUGCCUUCUUGAAGGAUCUGCAAGAGUUUGACCCCAGUGUAGGAAAUGGCAUCAAGUUCUGGAACGCACGCUUGGAUCUGGACGGAUACUUGCGCAGCAUGGCUAUGGAGUAUCUGGGUGGUGCCUGGGAUGCUUACUGGUGGAAGGGCAACAACUAUUUCAUGUACUAUAACCCUCUCCAAGCUAGAUGGCAGUUCCUCCCCACUGAUUUCGAUUCUACUUUCAGCGAUGGCAAGCUCAACGAUGUUGCCACGACCUACAAGAAGUUUGCUGCUCGUCGCUUGGCCAGACCAGGCAAGGACCAUCCAUUGAUCACAAAGCUCAUCUACAAGAACAAGGAGAUCAACACACUCUUUGAGAGUAUUCUUCUCAAGAUUACCAAGGAUCUAUUUAACCCCAAGGUUUUGGAGCCUAGAAUUGAUGCCUAUGAGAAGAUGAUUAUGGAGGACGUCAAGUGGGACUACUCUCUGGACCGCUCCAAGAACCCUGGCAAGACCUUUAACUUCACCAUUGACGACUUCCACAACAGCAUCAAGGGUCCCGUCAGCAGUGUCAACAACGGUAUCAAGCCUUGGAUCAAGUACAGAGCGGAGGAUGUUCCUAAGCAGAUCAAGACAACAACCGUAUCUAUUGGCCUGAAGACUCGUAUUCGUUAAAAACAACUAUACGCAAGCAUAUUUAGAGGG